AGGUAGCUGCACCAAGUGAAAUGCAGAAGGAGGUAGGAGUCUCCUUUGUGUUAACAUCCAUGAAUCUCUCUUCUUCAUCAUUCAAUAUCUGACCAUGAGGAUAAAUCCAGAGAGCCCACAGGCCCACAGGAUCACAAUCCCUCUUAUUUCCAUAUAUACACAAUGGAGGAUGUACAAGCAAUUGGUUCUGUGGAACUGGAGUAAGGCAAGAAUCAACAUGGGAAUGCAACCUUUGGAUUGCACCCAGGAGCUGAAGCAUCAGCGACAGCAGAGGAAGUAGCAGCGGCAGCCACUAAUCCUGCUGUGACACCACAGCAGCUUGUCAUUCCAGCAGAUCUACUAAUGGAACUACAAACUGCCUGUGUCCCUCAGGAAACCACACAUGGAUAUGUCCCAGCGAGUCCGGAGGAGAUCAUGGAAGUUUAGCUCUCCUGGUGAAUCAAAGGUGGCCAUCCUUUUCUUUUACAGUUGCACAUUUCUGUGGGGUUACCCAACUUACCUGUUUUGGAUUAUGCCGUUAUCUCUUAAUACCCUGUGGAAUGCCCAUGCUACCUUCCUCCUUGGGAAUGCUCUGAUGUGGUUCCUCUUCUUAAAAGCUUCCAUGAUGAACCCAGGUUUGCUUCCUCAACACACUGAUGAAUAUUACCAGGCCAUCAGACAGGUGGAUUAUCUUAAUUACUGGGAAGAGGGCAAAAUCCUGUUGCCUAGACUAUGUCAUGAGUGCCACCUUGUGAAACCUCUUCGAGCUAAACAUUGUCGUAUCAUCAAUCGUUGUGUGUCUGGCUUUGAUCAUUAUUGUCCUUUUAUCUACAACAGCGUGGGAUACAGGAACAGGCCCUAUUUUGUAGGAUUCCUCACUACUAUGUGUCUGAACUCUGUGGUUGGAAUAUAUCUAUGCUGGAAUUGGUUUAAUGUAAUGGGACGUAGUAUUUUCAUCGGGAUCGGAUUUCUCUUUCUUUCCGUCAUUGCCACAACAUCAGCAAUGAUGACUUCACUGUGUGUUUAUAUGGCGGCAGUCAACUUAACUACUGCAGAAUGUUUCAAAACAACAAAGUAUGCAUAUCUCCUGGACCAUCAGGGGAAGUUCUUCAAUCCAUUUGAUAGAGGAAUUAUACUAAACUUUAUGGAAUUCCUUCACACCAUCAAGCCUCUAACAGAGGAGGAACUGAAAAAAGCAGAACUGACUUUGGUAUAAAGAUUAUAGAAGAGUCAUGUACUGUAUAAUAUACCAGGAUGACAACACAUCACUUUAUCAGUAAAACUGGUAGCAUGUAGGGCAUGGUUUUGGGCAUGGCGUCUUCCUAGGGAAAAGAAAUGUCUUGACAGAAACCUUUGCAUGUGCAUGGAAUGUGACAGACCUUUGAACAUGUACAGAUUGUGGGUAUAUGUAUGGAGUAAAUGGACCUUUCUCCUUAAGUGCAGGAUAUGACCUUAAGCACAGCACAGCAACACAUUUAUUGGUUCAUUUUUAAAAUUGCAUAUUUCAGUCAUUGUUCCCACCCACCCACAAUUCAGGAGAAAGGGCAAUAAAUUAUCACUCUACAAUACACAUUUCAUUUUCAAACACUAUUAAUCACUGUGCACAUUUCAUUCUGCCUUAUUCAGUAUUAAAUAUAUGCAUAGCCUAUUAUCCAUUCUAAGAUGCUGAUGGAGUUACAACAAAGCUAACAUAGGAUAUAAAAUUUGCCCAGCAGUUCUUAACUCAAAAUCUAAAUACUGUAUUACACUGCAGUUUUUUAUUUCUAUUCAACACUAGAUGGUGCUGGCUUACUUUUUUUUACUAUGAAACUGACUUCUAAUGUCUUAAUAGAGUAAAUGUUCAAAAACAACAGAACUGGGUGAAUUUCAAGUUCAGAUGUUGCACUUUUGCACCCUUCCCCCUUAUGCUGGCAGGCAUGCUGUUAUAUCCUGCAGAAAUGUAAUAAAAUAGCACCCCGUUGCUGACUCUGUGACUUAGUGACCCUAAGCCUGCGUGUUCAAGACUCAACAAAUAUAAUUCUUCUCGGUGUCAAAGGUGAAAAGAUUUGCAAGAAAUAUUUGUGAGGGUUCGUUUUCACUUGCUUGAAGCUUUCUUCUAUUUCAUUCCAAUGAACUUUUCUGUAGCUGGGGGAUAUAUAAACAUAUGCAUAAAA
This is a messenger RNA of Podarcis muralis (Common wall lizard), 2132 nucleotides long. Its product is annotated as palmitoyltransferase ZDHHC12-like. NCBI's taxonomy places the organism in Eukaryota, Metazoa, Chordata, Lepidosauria, Squamata, Lacertidae. Gene Ontology annotation, cellular component: Golgi apparatus; endoplasmic reticulum. The record is from RefSeq and is a predicted model, not a curated record. Gene Ontology annotation, molecular function: protein-cysteine S-palmitoyltransferase activity. Gene Ontology annotation, biological process: protein targeting to membrane; peptidyl-L-cysteine S-palmitoylation.